Linum trigynum is the source of this 1680-nucleotide messenger RNA. NCBI's taxonomy places the organism in Eukaryota, Viridiplantae, Streptophyta, Magnoliopsida, Malpighiales, Linaceae. The record is from the annotation of a GenBank genome assembly.
AUAUUCCUAGAGUUCAAUUAAGGAAAUAACAAUAAAUGAAAUGUAGCCUAGUUGGUUAUUAUGCUAUUUCUUGAUUCAAGUGAUCAAGGUUCGAGCUCUAAUGAUAACAUUUUUAAUAUAUAAACAUGAACUGGGUGCAAUGACAAAAAUAACCUUCCUAGAAUCACUCUCAGGCCACGAAGUUUGAAAUGGAAAAAUUUCAACCCAUGUUUAGCAACCCAAUCCGCUCUGCAGUUUAAGCGUCGCGAAAAAGCUUCCUCCUUGAUGAGAUUUGUCGAUGACAAGGAUGUUUUGCAUAGUUGCCAGUGAUGCGAAACAUGUCCAAGGCCACUUAUGCAUAUGCAAUUGAGUAACGACGCACAAAAAUAUUGCAGUUGUGUAGUUUAGAGUUAGGUUCAUUAGCUUUUCGUAGAAAGGUGACAUGUUGUGAUGUCCUUUUGGGCUUUUAUUGGGCCUGCGACUUGGAUUCAUUUUGGGCUGGGCUUAACGAUAUGAUCCGUUCUGUGAAAUUGUUUUUUGGACCGAAGUGGUAAUUGAAAACAGAAACAAAAAAAGGAGAAAAUAUUUUAACAUAUUUUUCAUCAACCAAUAUCCGAUCAGGAAACUGCCUGCCGCCUGGCUAGAAGUUCUAGCAGUGAACGGUAACCCUAAAGACCUAUAAAUAAAAGACGAUCGGAGACAGCACCACCGAUCGAGAAGAAUCCGUUUUGAGCAAAAAAUACAACACAAUGAGUUCGGGUUCAUCAUGUUUGUCCUGGAAAGACGUGGUCAUCGGACUGCUGUUGGUUUCCGCCGGCAUGAUAUGCCUCACCGGCCUCACCGGCCUUAUAGGUUACGGGAUCAGUCCGAUGGUCACCCCUCCCAACGUCAAGCUCACCUCCGCCGUCGUCUCCGCCAGCAACGCCACCUCCCUUCUCAUUGACGCCGACUGGCUCCUCACCUUCGGCUUGGACACCCCCGGCCGCGACUACGGCGCCCUGGAGGCCUCCCUUCUGUACGACCUCGGCGGAGGCCGGAUGAUGGAGGUCGCGGCUGGUCGGUUGCCGCCGUUCCACGUCGGAUGGGAGUGGUGGCCUUUCAGCAUCCGCCUCCGGCCGGCGGCGGGGGACGGGAGGAGGAGUGCUGCUGUCCAGGUCCUGGGGGACAUGAUUGAGAACACGGGAUCGGUGGAAUUUCAGGUCCGUUUGAACGGUCUGUCUUGGGAGGAGGACUUUAUAUUCAAAUGGAAGAUAUCUGCUGUUGUUGAUUGCCACUCCGUUCGGAUCGAGUUUCUGAACCCGCGGCAAGGUGCUGUCGCCGGAGGAGGGUACAUCACCGGAGUCUUGGCUACACCCACCAAGUGCCAUACCCAUGGUGGGAAAAUUAUAUCUUAAGCGCGCCGCCGGCGUCUAUUUUCGACUCAGCAAAUCAUAUGUAGUUGCGUAGCAUUUUUCGGUUUGUAUUGGCCGGAUAUAAUACGUUUUUUUUUACCCCUUCUGAUUGCUGUAAUCUAUCUUCAUUGCUCAAUUAUAGUUAAAUUUGCAAAGAUGAUUUUAGUUUCACUGUCCUUUUUCCGUAUAAUAUAAGUUGCUCUCUUCCGGUUUAGAGAGACAAAAAAAAAAUAGUUCUAAAACAACCGUAAUAUAUUUAUCUUAGUGGAACUUAAUAAAUUAUUAAAAAAAAUAAAAUGAAAAAUUGUGU